CGACUGCUGUUAUUACACACAAUUUCGCGCCAUUUCAAUGAUUACUACUUUUCAUUGCUGUUUGGCUUUAUUUAAAUAAUGCACGUACGUGUAAGAAUAUUUGGCAAACCCGACACCGUGGUCGCGGUUAACUCGAAACUAACUAAAAUAGAACAAUUUCGACAUAUCAUAAAUGAUACGUUUAACAUAGACCCAAAAUCUCAACGGCUGUUAUACGGCGGCAAAUUGCUGGAUGAUGGAUACACAUUCCAUGAUUACAACAUUAAACUUAAUGAUGUCAUACAACUCAUGGUGUGCUCACAACCCGAGGCAACUGCCGAGGUCAAAAAAGAGGCUGAACCCAAAACUGAAUCUAAAGAAGACAUCAAGACCAAAGAGAGGAAUUAUAUAGAUGCUGAAAGCAUAAUAUAUCAAAUUGGAGAUUUAAUUGACAUGAAAGAUCGUGAACAAGGUGCCUGGUUUGAAGGUAAAAUAGUGAGGAUAGUGCAGGAUCCUGAUGCGCCCGCUCCAGCGCCAGCCAUUACCAACACUACCACCACUAAAGAAAGUGCAGGGGAAGAAAGUGAUUCAGAGAACAAGCCUCCAAGCGACUCAGAAAACAAGCCACCAAGUGAGACUGCUAAUAGUAACUCUGCAAAACCAAAAAAGAAAGGUAUUGCUGAUUAUUUCACAAAAACGCCAAAGAAGAAAUCUAUUGAGAAAGUAGUGAAGCCUAAGAGUCCAAAGGAUCUGCCCACCAGCGGGCACUUGUUGUACAAAGUGCAGCUGGAUGACGAUGAUUCUGACACAUUCCACUAUUGUAAAUUGAAGGAGAUAAGACCAAGAGCAAGAACGGCCAUAGAUAUUAAAGAUCUGAAAGUAGGACAAACAGUUAUGAUAAACCAUAACCCAGAGAGCCCAUUAGAAAAAGGAUAUUGGUAUGACUUUAAAGUAGAAGAAAUAAAGAAACUGCGUCUUACUCAUGAGCUCAUGGGUACACUGUACCUGGGCCCCGAAGCAGUACCGCAGAAUGACACUAGAGCCCGUGUGCACGACAAAAUCUUCGCCAUUGAAGACAUCGUGCCGCUCGCCGAGAGAACUGACCAGUACAACCAGAUGAUGAUAACUCAACCUGACAAACGUUCAAUGCCUCUGAACUGCUUGACAUGCCGCGAUAAUGAAAAUGCGCGUUGUAAGGAUUGCGGAUGUUUCCUGUGUUCAGGAAAAGAAUUUCCUGAUAAAAUAGUGCUAUGCGACGAGUGCAACAAGGGCUUCCACAUGAUCUGCCUGGAGCCGCCGCUGACGGAGCUGCCGGAGGACGACUGGUACUGCCCGGAAUGCAAGCGCGACGCCAGCGCGGUGGUGGCGCCCGGCGCCAGCAAGCAGCGCAAGAAGGCGCCCGCCUCCACCACCACCAGGGACUGGGGCCGCGGCAUGGCGUGUGUCGGAAAGACCAAAACUUGCUCCAUGCCUGCCAAUCACUUUGGACCCAUUCCCGGCAUCGAAGUCGGCAUGUGCUGGAGGUUCCGGAUACAGCUGUCGGAGUCGGGCGUGCACCGGCCGCCCGUGUCGGGCAUCCACGGCCGCGACGAGGAGGGCGCCUACAGCAUCGUGCUCUCAGGCGGGUACGAGGACGACGUGGACCACGGCGACGAGUUCACGUACACGGGCAGCGGUGGCCGCGACCUGUCCGGCAACAAGCGCACCGCCGGCCAGUCCUGCGACCAGACCCUCACGCGCGAGAACAAAGCGCUGGCUCGCAACUGCGCGGUGGCUAAGGUGUCCGAGGAGGGCGGCGACGCGGGCGACGCGUGGCGCGCCGGCAAGCCCGUGCGCGUCGUGCGCUCCUACAAGAUGCUCAAGCACUUCCCCAAGUUCGCGCCCAAGGAGGGCAUCAGAUACGAUGGCAUCUACAAGGUUGUGAAGUACUACCCGGAGCGGGGGCUGGCCGGGUUCCGCGUGUGGAAGUACCUGCUGCGCCGCGACGACCCCGAGCCCGCGCCCUGGGCGCCCGGCGCCAAGAAGUACCCGGCCAUCUACCCCGAGGGCUACUUAGAGGCUGAAGCACUGAAGCUGGCACUGAAAGCAAAAAAUGCUAAGAAUGCCAAAGCGCAAAAAGCAGGGAAGAAACGUGCCAUCCGCGAGAUGUCCAGCUCCUCCGAGGAGGACGAGGCGCCUCCGAAGCGACGCAAGAAUAAUACUCCGGCGCAAAAGAAAAAGAGCCCAGUUCAAAAGAAUAAAAUAUUAAAAUUCACAUCUCCGACGAAAAAAGCGGCCGCGAGUGAAGCGAGUCCGCCAGUGAAGACCGAGAGAGGGCUGAGCGAGGAGGAGCGGCAGGUGAUCGCGGCCGACGAGCUCAACGCCAAGCUGUGGAGCGAGUGCCUGAUGGUGGCCGAGACGCGCGGGAAAAAAGAGUUCGUGGAGUACGUGGGCCAGAUGUUCCUGUGCAUCAUCUGCCAGGAGGUGGCGGCCGGCGCCGUCACCACGCCCUGCCUGCAUAACUUCUGCGGGGCAUGCCUGAAGUUAGCUUUCAAGUCGACGGGAGCGCGCACGUGCCCGUGCUGCCGCGCGGAGCUGGGUGCGGAGCCGGCGCACAACGCGCAGCUCACGGCCGCGCUGCGCGCCGUCAUGCCCGGCUACGACGCCGGACGGAACUAGCCACCACCGCCCGCCUACAGACCCACACUGCCUACCAGGUACAUGGAUAUUUUGCGGACACCAAACCGACCUCGAUUUUAAUUACCAGCGAUGAUUGUUUUACUUAUUUUAUUUUUUAAAGUUGAUUUUAACUGUUACCGAAUAACACAGGAGGCAUAUUAGUUAACCGUAAUUAACAAUAAAAGUAACGACUUGUUCUGAUACACUUUAUUGGAACAUGUUUUUCACAAGUUGAUUUAUCGGGGACUUCGCCCAGCGUCAGAUAUUAUGCAGAAUAAUGGGCAAAAUUGUUUUAAUAUACAGAGGUAAUUAAAUUUAUAACGUUUUUUUAAUGCUUAACUCGAAUCACCUGAGACUGAUACUAGAAUCCAUAGUACAAAUUUCGAUCAAAAUAUAACAAACCGUAAAACUUACGUACCUAAUACGAGUUGGGCGACUAAAUGAAACAAAUUGAAAUGUUCAACAAAAUUAUGCAAACAUUAUAAUUAAUAUCGAAUCAACGCCGCACAUAGACUAUAAUAAUUGGAGUUGAUUAUCUCAAUUUGUAUUAAUCAAAAUUAACUUCGAUCGUAUUAAUUUCGUCAUAAUUAAGCUAAAAUGUACCUACGUGAUUAAGUGUUAAAGACUGUUUAGUCUAAUGUUGAUUAUUUUACUACCUCUAUAGAUUUAAGCAGGCAUAUUGUAUUACAGGAAAGCUAAGAAAUGAUUCUCAGGCAAUGUGGCUUGUUCAUAUGACAUAUUGCAGCACAAGGUUAUAGAUAUAAUGAUAAUUAUACGUUAAGUAUUUAAAUUGUGUAAGAUGGGCAGCCCGAAGAAGCUGAGCUUCUGUUGCUGACGCUGCGCUCGACAAGUUGCACUUAAAAGUACAAGUCACAAAUAGAGCCUUGUAAUAAGGUAUUUACAGACAUCGUACAUUUCGUAACUUUAUCGGUGCAGCGUAGUUGAAUCAAAGGUUAGUAGUUGAAUUAAAGGUUAAACUUAUUGCUAAAGACAAUUUUUAGAGAGAUGCUCCAUUCAGGUUAGUUUAACUGUUAUUCAUUAUGGCCGGCUCAUGUAGCCUGGGUUCCUUGUGCUUGGCUCAUAGUCCCAAGAAUUGGCGUAGGCACUCGUUUCUACGAAAGUGCCAUUGACCUUCCAACCCAGAGGAGAAACUAGGACUUAUUGGCAUUACUGGUUUCCUUACGAUGUUUUUAUUUUUGCUCCCUUUGAUCCCUUUAACGCAACAAUGCUGCACUGCAAUAGAUACAAAAUUUACCAUAAAAUAUGCCAUUUAAUUAAUCUCCAUAAAAAAAUACUACACCGUAAAGUCAGUUUUUUGUUUGGCCAUAUACCAAUAGAGGAUAACGCUAAUGGCUGUGUACUGGUAUAUUGUGUCAAACGAUUGUGUUUGUCGAGCGCAGCGGUUAACCGCAAUAAAUCUUCGUAAGAAUUCCACUGUUUUUGUUGACGUUUUUUGUUUUUUAUUUCUUGAUUUUAGUGGAGAUCGCAAUGACGUUCUUAAUUGACCUUUUAAAUUAUGAGAAUACCCAACUGGCAAAUUAAUACAUUUUUUAAAUUUAAUAGAUGACUAGUUCUUUUUAUUAAUCUAAGUAUACUUUUAUAUAUUUUACCUCGCGAAAAAAAAAAUACACCCUUCAAUUAAAUUUUAUCAUUUCAUUUGUAACAGUAUGCUAGUUGGGUACAUUUUCUUAGCACAUACUAUUUAAUUUUUUUAAUAAAAUUUUAAAACUUUAA
This is a messenger RNA of Cydia fagiglandana, 4371 nucleotides long. RefSeq names its product E3 ubiquitin-protein ligase UHRF1-like. NCBI's taxonomy places the organism in Eukaryota, Metazoa, Arthropoda, Insecta, Lepidoptera, Tortricidae. The coding region runs from base 79 to 2637 and encodes 852 amino acids. Gene Ontology annotation, molecular function: ubiquitin protein ligase activity; metal ion binding; protein binding. The transcript has 16 exons. Gene Ontology annotation, biological process: negative regulation of gene expression via chromosomal CpG island methylation; protein ubiquitination. The record is from RefSeq and is a predicted model, not a curated record.